AUGUCCUCUCCCCUCCCCCGCGCACCGACAAAGAACAUCGUAGUUGUCGGAGCGUCGUACGUCGGGCUUGCGGUGGCGACGGAACUGAGUAAAGUGGUGGGAGAGGAAUAUAGGGUUGUGGUGGUCGAGAAGAACUCGCAUUUCGGGCACCUGUUCGCCUACCCACGCUUCGCGAUAUCCCCCUCACACGAACACACCGCCUUCAUCCCCUUCUCGACGACUUCGCACUCGAUGCUCCCCCCUCCCCAUACCAUCCUCCACGCAACCGCUCUCUCCCUCCUUCCCUCCAGCCGCAUCCUUCUCGACCGGCCCAUCUCGCUUCCCUCUUCCCCUCCCUCCAACGAGAUCUCGUACGAAGCACUGAUCCUCGUGACGGGCACGAAGCUCUCGCCGCCGGGUACGAUGCCGGGUGGCACGAAAGCUGAGGGAGUCGGGUAUCUGAGGAGUAGUCAGGGGAGAUUGAGGGAGGCGGAGAGGGUGGUUAUUGUAGGUGGAGGGGCAGUGGGAGUUCAGAUGGCCACCGACCUAGCCACCCUCUACCCCCCUCCGCUUAAACACAUAACCCUCAUCCAAUCCCGCCUCCUCAUGCCUCGUUUCCAUCCCGCCUUGCACGACCUCGUCCUCCGACGAUUGGAGGAGUUGGGUGUGGAAGUGGUUUUGGGAACGAGGGCGGAGGUGCCCGAGGGGGGAUGGGAGGGGGUGAAUGAGAGUGGGAAGGGUGGGAAGGUUAGGCUGACGGAUGGGAGGGAAGUCGAGGCGGAUUAUGUCAUCCACGCCCUCGGCCAAACGCCCAACUCGUCCCUCCUCUCCACCCUCUCGCCCUCCUCGAUCCUCCCAACAGGCUACAUCCGCGUCACUCCCUCUCUUCUCGUCUGCCCCUCCUCGGCAUCAGAAGCCGCCGAACUCGGAGGUAAAGUGUUCGCGCUGGGAGACGUAGCGGAGAGUGGUGCGCCCAAAGCUGCGAGGCCGGCGUUGGAACAGGCGAGGAUUGUGGCGGGGAAUGUGGUCAAGGUUUUGCGGGGGCAGGGGAGGGAGUCGCUCGAGACAAAUACCCCCACCCCCGCCGCAAUCCACCUAACCCUCGGCUUCCGCGAAUCCGUCAUCUUCCGGAACCCGCCUCAAUCUCCCGCGGGCGAAUGGGAAGGCGAACCGACGGUUUUGUGGAAGGACGACGGGAGGGAAGAUAUGGGUAUUCGAGGGGUUUGGGAGAGGCGGUUGCCUGGGUUUGCGAAGAGGGAGGAGGAUUAUCAUUUGUAG
Messenger RNA from Rhodotorula toruloides NP11, 1257 nucleotides. RefSeq names its product Amid-like NADH oxidoreductase. The coding region runs from base 1 to 1257 and encodes 418 amino acids. The record is from RefSeq and is a predicted model, not a curated record. The transcript has 5 exons. Gene Ontology annotation, cellular component: cytoplasm. Gene Ontology annotation, molecular function: flavin adenine dinucleotide binding; electron-transferring-flavoprotein dehydrogenase activity. Lineage: Eukaryota; Fungi; Basidiomycota; Microbotryomycetes; Sporidiobolales; Sporidiobolaceae.